UUUCUAAGUUCAUCGGCCUCCUCUUUCGAUAUUGAUGUUUAGAUUUAGCUUUGCAUGACAAACAUGGAGGGUGGAAUUCUAUAAAAACAGCAAAAAUGUUCGACGAGAAUGGCUACACCGAUCCCUCUCAUGAUCCUAACCUCGUUCCAAAUUCUUCAUUUCAUAGCUCCUCUCAAGAACCCCUACCUGAUAACGGCCUAGGCGGCGUAAAAGAAUGCACUAAGGUCCCCUUCUUUCCGAUCGAAGAGUUCUCGAGCCAAAACCAUUAUCCGUCGUUAGAGGGGACGUCGAUAGCCGCGGGGCUCGAUCACCUCGAGAAUCAACUUGGCUUUGAUAUAGAGCAAGAGCUUCAUAGUCACAUCAUCCACGGCACGCCUUCGAUGGAAAGUGCUACUUGGGAGCCAGCCAUGCAAGACAUCCAAGAUCCGGCUAUCUACCUCCAGCAGAACUACGAAAAUCAACUGCCUAUUCCUGUGGAACAAAAUAUCCAAAGCAGUGAUGGUCUCCUCUAUCCAAAUUCAUACGCGGUCACGACCGACCUUCUAAGCUUCAUGAAACUUCCAAGGUGCACUACCAAUCCGGAUUAUCCUCCGAUGAGCGGCUUUCCGUUCGAGGCAUACAACGAGCUUUCAGGAGCAACAAUUCAAGACGGUGGUGCGUCGAUGCUUUAUGAUCCGGCACUUCAUUCGGUGGUCUGCCCUACUACUCGAUCUCACCUGUUAAAGGAUCUUCUCCAUUCAUUGCCACAAAAUUACGGGAUGCUCUACGGUGAUGAGGGGGAUGCCGUGAUCGGAGUUGGAGAAGGAAUCGGAGGGAAUAUUUUCCAACCAAUCGACGGGAGGAAAAUUAGUAGUGCGAUACUAGAUUGUAGGAGGGAGAUUGGAGGACUGGCUAAGGUGGACGGGAAACAAAACUUCGCGGCCGAGAAGCAGAGAAGAGAGCAGUUGAAUGAAAAGUAUGCAGCUUUGAAAUCAUUAGUCCCGAACCCCACAAAGUCUGAUAGAGCAUCCAUUGUGGGAGACGCAAUUGAAUACAUCAACGAGCUAAAUCGAACAAUCAAGGAAUUAAAGAUCCUCGUAGAGCAAAAGAGACAUGGAAAUGAGAGGAGAAAGAUGCUGAAGAUGGUUAAUGACGUGAAUAGUGGCGACAUGGAGAGCUCAUCAAUGAGCCCUUUUAGGGGGGAUCAAGAUAAUCCACUAAAUGGAGCCUUGAGGAGCUCGUGGAUACAAAGGAGAUCCAAGGAUUGUUUCGUAGAUGUUCGUAUCAUCGAUGACGAAGUGAACAUUAAGAUCACUCGGAAAAAUAAGGCCAAUUGCUUGUUGUAUGUCGCAAAGGUCCUAGAUGAGCUCCAACUCGAGCUAAUCCAUAGUACCGGUGCGACCAUCGGGGACCACAACAUCUUCAUGUUCAACACAAAGAUAUUCGAAGGCUCGUCAGUGUAUGCGGGUGCAGUAGCUAAGAAGAUUAUUGAAGCUAUGGAGAAACAAUAUCCAACCAUAACAUUUCCGACUAGCUUUUAAGGCCUUUUACGCGGUGCUUAGAGAAGGCCCUAAUUGCUCUGAUUCUAGUUAGAUGAGACGUUUAAAGGCGUGUUACACGUGAGAUAUAACCAUCUCCAGUAGCACUCAAUCGAUAUCAUAUCGUCCUUGUUAUCACAUACUAUUAGCUAUUAUCAUACUAAACAAUUUUAUUUCCUUGCCUUUAAGAUUGCUAACAAAUAUGCGUGUAUUCUCAUAUACUUUCUAAAAGUA
Ananas comosus (pineapple) is the source of this 1751-nucleotide messenger RNA. RefSeq names its product transcription factor EAT1-like. Gene Ontology annotation, biological process: regulation of DNA-templated transcription; anther wall tapetum development. Gene Ontology annotation, molecular function: protein dimerization activity. The transcript is spliced from 3 exons. Bases 96 to 1520 code for a protein of 474 amino acids. The record is from RefSeq and is a predicted model, not a curated record. Lineage: Eukaryota; Viridiplantae; Streptophyta; Magnoliopsida; Poales; Bromeliaceae.